Messenger RNA from Marmota flaviventris (yellow-bellied marmot), 5396 nucleotides. The record is from RefSeq and is a predicted model, not a curated record. Lineage: Eukaryota; Metazoa; Chordata; Mammalia; Rodentia; Sciuridae.
GGUUGUGGAGGCUGAAAGUCCAAGAACAUGGCAGCAGUGAGGACCUCGUGCUGCUCUAAUUCAUGGUGGGAAGCGAAAGGGCAAGCAGCCCCCGAAGGUGCCAUGACUCAGCAGCCCCAGGAGGGCUUCGACCGCAGCGUGGAGGACGCCGAGGCCUGGAUGGCGGCCGUGCAGGAGCAGCUGUGGGUCAACGACGACACCCGCGGGCCCCGCGCCGCCCUGGAGGCCAGGCUGCAGGAGACCGAGAAAAUCUGUCAGCUGGAGCCCGAGGGGCGCGUGAAGGUGGAUGUGGUGUUGCGGGCGGCCGAAGAGCUCCUGGCGUGCUGCCCCGAGGACCAGAAGCCGGAGAUCCUGGCCCGGCUGAAGGACAUCAAGGCCCAGUGGGAGGAGACCGUCACCUAUAUGACUCACUGUCACAGCCGCCUCGAGUGGGUGUGGCUGCACUGGAGCGAGUACCUGCUGGCCCGGGACGAGUUCUACCGCUGGUUCCAGAAGAUGACGGUCACUCUGGAGCCCCAGGUGGAGCUGCAGCUGGGCCUGAAGGAGAAGCAGUGGCAGCUGGGCCACGCCCAGGUGCUGCUGCACAACGUGGACAACCAGGCCGUGCUCCUGGACCGGCUGCUGGAGGAGGCGGGCUCCCUGUUCAACAGGAUCGGGGACCCCAGCGUGGACGAAGAGGCCCAGAAGAGGAUGAAGGCCGAGUACGACGCCGUGAGGGCCAAAGCCCAGGACCGGGUGCACGUGCUGGAGCGGGUGGCCCAGGAGCACGAGCAGUACCAGGCGAGCGUGGAGGAGUUCCAGCUGUGGCUGAGGGCCGUGGUGGAGAAGGUGCACGGCUGCAUGGGGCGGGGCUGCGCGUUGCCGGCCACGCUCCGCCUCUCAGCGCUGCAGGACAUCGCCAAGGAUUUCCCCCGGGGCGAGGAGUCUCUGAGGAGGCUGCAGGAGCAGUCCGAGGGCGUCAUUCAGAACACCUCUCCUCUGGGCGCGGAGAAGAUCUUGGAAGAACUGGAGGAGAUGCGGAAGGUCCUGGAGAAGCUGCGCGGCCUCUGGGAGGAGGAGGAGGAGCGGCUGCAGGGACUGCUCUCGUCCAGGGGGGCCUGUGAGCGGCAGAUUGGGCUGCUGGAGGCCGAGCUUGGAGAGUUCAAGAAGGGACUUCAGAGGCUGGCCCAGGAGGGCCUGGAGCCUGCGGGGAAGGAGGCAGGGACCGAGGACGAGCUGGUGGCCCGCUGGAGGCUGUACUCGGCAACACGGGCAGCGCUGGCCUCCGAGGAGCCCCGGGUGGCCUGGCUACAGGCCCAGCUGAAGGACCUCGUGGCCUUCCCCGACCUGCAGCCGCUCUCCGACAGCGUGGUGGCCGCCAUCCAGGAGUACCAGAGCAUGAAGGGGAAGAGCACCAAGCUCCGCAACGCCACGGGGGUGGAGCUGUGGCAGGGCUUCCAGCGUCCCCUGCAGGGCCUGCAGCUGUGGAGGGCCCUGGCCCAGCGGCUCCUGGGGGUCACCGCCAGCCUGCCAGACCUGCCCUCCAUCCACACCUUCCUGCCCCAGAUCGAGGCGGCCCUGGCAGAAAGCUCCCGCCUCAAAGAGCAGCUGGCGAUGCUGCAGCUGAAGACGGACCUGCUGAGCAGCAUCUUUGGCCCAGAGCAAGCCAGCGCCCUCCUGGAGCAGGUGGCGAGUUCCGUGAGGGACAGGGACCUGCUGCAUAACAGCCUCCUGCAGAGGAAGAGCAAGCUGCAGAGUUUGCUUGAUCAGCACAAGGACUUUGGGGCUGCUUUUGAACCCCUACAGAGGAAGCUCUUAGACCUCCAAGUUAGAAUCCAAGCCGAGAAAGGGCUUCAACGGGACCUUCCUGGAAAACAGGCCCAGCUCUUGAGGUUGCAGGGGCUGCAGGAAGAGGGGCUGGAGCUGGGCCUGCAGAUGGAAGCCAUGCAGCCUCUUGUCCAGGGGAAUCCCAACCACCAGCACAAGAUGGACCAGCUUACUUCUGACCACCAGGCCCUGCAGAGGCCCCUGGAGGACCUUGUGGACAGGUGUCGGCAGAGCGUGCGGGAGCACUGCACCUUCAGCCACCAGCUGCAGGAGCUGCGGCAGUGGGUCACUGUGGUCACACAGCUGCUGGAGUCACAUCAGCGGGACGUGGGCCCGUGGGAUGCUGCGUCCCGAGAGGCCGAGGUGGAGAGGCUGCUGGCUGACCUCCCUGAGAAGGAGGCCCAGCUGCCCCUGGUCGAGGCGCACGGCCAGCUGGUGAUGGAGAAGUCUUCUCCUGAGGGGGCGGCCUUGGUCCAGGCGGAGCUGCGGGAGCUGGCGGAGGCUUGGCGGGCCCUGAGGCUGCUGGAGGAGCACCUACUGAGCCUCAUCAGAAGCCAGCAGCUGCAGAGUACAGAGGUGGACACUGGGAAGAAGCUGGUCUUCACCAACAACAUCCCGAAGUCUGGGUAUCUCAUCAACCCCACGGACCCUGUUCCCAGGCAUCGUCGUGGGCUCUGGCCCUGUGUGUUCCUGCAGGCCCAUCUGCUGGAGGAAGCAGGAGGCAGCCAUGAAGACUUCCCCCAGCUCCUGAGGAACUUUGAGCAGUGGCUACAGGUAGAAAACUCCAAGCUCAUACGGACCAUUGCAAUGAGAACCAGCACCGCCAAGGACUUGAAGACCAGAGAGACGAAGCUGCAGGAGCUAGAGGCUCGAGUGCCGACAGGUCAGCAUCUAUUUGAGAAUCUUCUUCGUCUUGGGCCAGCAAGGGGCACCUCGGACGAGCUGGAGGAUCUGCGUUACCGCUGGAUGCUGUACAAGUCCAAGCUCAAGGACUCCAGCCACCUGCUGACGCUGAGUUCUCCCGGGGACCCCACCGGAUUCCAAAAGACGCAGCGGCGGUGGUGGCGGCGGCGGCGGUGCGGGCUCCUCUGGAAGGCGUGCUGCGUGGCGCUCCCGCUGCAGAUGCUCUUCCUGCUCUUCCUGCUCUUCCUCCUCCUGCUCCCGGUGGGGGAAGAGGACCGCAGCUGCACCCAGGCCAACAACUUCGCCCGCUCUUUCGCGCUCAUGCUGCGCUAUAGUGGCCCUCCGCCCACCUAGCCCACUGGGGCACGCAGGUGACGUCCUUUCCCAACCGCCAGCAGUCCCAGGGCCCCUCCUGAGGUUGCCUGCUGGGGAAACUGGAACCGGGCAGGCCAGAGACCACAGAGCUGCCUGGGCAUAAAUCCCGCGCCAGGGUUUCCAGAACAAACUCGCUUUUUAUACAGUGGUCAUCGUCCGUUUAUACCUAAAUGUGUAUGUGUAUGACUCGGGACAACGUCUAGGACUUUUAUAUACACCUAUGUAAACGCUCAGUAUGUCCAACUUCCUAUGUGAUGUCUCUCUAGUUAGCAAGGUUCCUAUCAGUGUCCUUCUCCAGGGGGACUUUGUGGCAUUUGUGCCUUGGCCUGCCAUCGGCCCUGACAAGCAGGAAUAGCUACACACAACGUUAUGACAAACUCUCACCCAGAAGCCAGUCCCCAACCCAGGUGUCAGAGCUGUGAGCACAGGAGAGCAGAACAGACCCUCGCUCACUGGGAGCUCAGGGGCUCUUGCUUUACGCAGGAUGAGAACAAACACGCUGACUUCAUCUUAAAGCCUGGAAGAGAGGUAGAGAGAGUGAGGGUGGGAGAGGGCACCGUGGGGGCAGUGGGAGGUGGAAGAGGCAGUGACAUUCAGGGAGGCGGGGACGAACCCUGAAGAGCAGACACAGAACUAGGAGAGCACAGCGUAAGGGGGCACUGAGCAAGGGUGGCACCAAGUGCCGGCGUUCUGAGAGCACAGACCCACAGCGGGUGUCCCUGGCGUGUUCCGGAUGGGCUUAGAUUUUGUCUGUGUCUUGUUCAGGAAGAAGGGAAGGAGAUAGGCUUUACUUUUUAUUUCGACAUGAGGGUGAAAUGCUCCCAGGUAGCAGCCCCGGCAGCUGCAAGGAGAGUUGUGUGACGUCUGCAGCCGUGGGACUGAGUGUUGUCACCUAGAAGCUGAGCUGAAGGGGAGCUCUGGCCACACUGAGGUAGGGACGGAGGGUCCAACACAGACAAGACUCAGCCUCGGAGCGCAGCCUGUCCGAAGGGUGCUCCUUCCCCUUCCCACAGGGGCACUGGAGGCAGCCAGGUCACUGGACCAUGAAUGUCUCACCUGCACCCCCUGGGGUCCCAGGGCCCAGGCCACCAGCCUGGCCUUUAGAUCAGGUCUAGGCACGUGGGCUCCAUGCACUACCUGGGAUGUGGCCAAGGUGACUCCAUGUUGGGUCCCAGAGUCAGAAAUAUCUCUUCCUCCCAGGGGGAUUCUGGGAUGGUUCCUAAGUGCCUUCAAAGUAGAUCACAUUUCCAUAAAUGGACACUAAAUUUUCUUUUUUAAAGGACAUAUUUAGUGUUCACUCUUUACAAACAGAUUUUAUCUAUUUAUAAAUAUUUUUAUCUAUUUGCUCAACUGCUAGCAGGAGGCCAGCGGGGGUUCUUCAGGAGUGGUAUCAGACUUGGAAUCAUGAAGUAUUGUAGACACGGGGGAACUUUAAGCAGAGGGGAAACCGAGGCCCAAGAGAGACCUGAGCCCCAGACCACUGCUGUCGCACACAGGCUGGCCCCCUCCCCCCAGCAUUGGCCUGGCCGUGGUGCAGCAGUCCUCAUGGGACCCUGGCUAGGAGGAGCUGAGCAUCUGCAGGGCAGGCAAACUGUGCUGGGGACACUCCAGGCACUGACUCCCCUCCAGAUGUUUGGGAACCAGUCACAAAGGCUGCUCUCAGUAGGCGGCCACUUUUCUGGAAAGUCAGGGGCUGGGUGAACUCAGGGCUCAGGCCAGGCAGCCAAGCACACAUGCUCCCUAGUCAUCUGCUCCAGCCCCAGAUGCUCACCAGUUAAUUGGUCCAGCCCUAGGCCACAGCUGUGGCAGAAGACCUGAGUGCUCCCAUCUGAACUCUCCCACUUCACAGGCAAGAAAUCUGAGGCCUGCAGAGGGAAAGUAACUCACCCAUGGCCACACAGCAAGAGGCUGGGCCAAAGCUGAACCAGUCACCAUGGUCCUCAGGCAGUGCCCUGCUCAGUAUAACACAAUCCCCCCACAUUGGUACCUUCAAAAAGAAAGAGCCAGGCUGGGUUGCAGCUCAGGGGUAGAGCAUUUGCCUGGCACAUGUGAGCCCUGUUUCAAUUCCCAGCACUACCGGAAAGAAAAAAAUGUUUAUCGUGAAUAUAAUUUUGUCUCAGGUGCCCCAUGUUGGGGGUGGGGACAGGGAGUGCAAUAUGAGGCCUGGCUGGCGGGAAUGUCUCCCAAUAUUUUUAAACUUUGAUAACGAUGCCAUAAAAAUUUACUUGUUUGCAUAACUUUUAUUUUUAAAGAGAGAAUUGAUAUUUUCCUUACUUUCAUAUAAACACAGGCAUGAUAUAACGGCCCAUGUA